AUGGGAAUGGACGAUCUGGCCCAGUUGCCCUUCCUGACCAUGUGCAUCAAGGAGAGUCUGCGGUUGCACACACCCCCCCCCCCCGUCACAGUCAUCUCCCGCCAUUGUACCCAGGACGUUGUGCUUCCAGAUGGCCAGGUCAUCUCUGAAAUCCUGACUGGCCCCUCCUCUCCCACAAGUGUUAUCUGCCACAUCAGUAUUUUUGGGACCCAUCACAACCCAUCAGUGUGGCCAGACCCUGAGGUCUAUGACCCCUUCUGCUUUGACCCAGAAAACAUCAAAGUGAGGUCACCUCUGGCUUUUAUUCCCUUCUCUGCGGGGCCCAGGAACCGCAUUGGGCAGACGUUCGCCAUGACUGAGAUGAAGGUGGUCCUGGUGCUCACGCUGCUGCCUGUCUUGCCUGAUGAGGAGGAGCCACGCAAGAAGCCAGAGCUGAUCCUGUGCACAGAGGGCGGACUUUGGCUGCGGGUGGAGCCACUGAGCGCAGGCCAGCAAUGA
Molecule: messenger RNA, 498 nt
Organism: Balaenoptera acutorostrata (minke whale)
Lineage: Eukaryota; Metazoa; Chordata; Mammalia; Artiodactyla; Balaenopteridae
Product: cytochrome P450 4F4-like
Exons: 5
Coding region: 1-498 (165 amino acids)
Molecular function (GO): heme binding; oxidoreductase activity, acting on paired donors, with incorporation or reduction of molecular oxygen; monooxygenase activity
Source: RefSeq, a predicted model, not a curated record